This is a messenger RNA of Leptopilina boulardi, 6683 nucleotides long. It is a transcript of the gene Mrtf, whose product is annotated as myocardin-related transcription factor A. The transcript has 14 exons. The record is from RefSeq and is a predicted model, not a curated record. Lineage: Eukaryota; Metazoa; Arthropoda; Insecta; Hymenoptera; Figitidae. The coding region runs from base 320 to 4057 and encodes 1245 amino acids.
CGCAACAUUUGUUAUUAGUUCAAUGUUGUAUUGAUAUUUUAGAAAUUUAUAUUAUUUAUAAUAAUCAAUGAUUAAUGUAUCAUUGAUGAAAAACAACAAUUUACGUUGUUUACGAUUUGAGUUGGUAAAUUUGAAAAAAAAAAAUUGAGGAUUCAAUGUGUCGAAGAAUUUAAAGAAGAGCAAAAAAAAAAAAAGUGUGAAGAUUAACAAAGUGGAGAAAAGAGUGUUAAAAUAAGAAGAUAUUAAAAAAAAACAACAACAUUAGUUGCUGCUAUUAACUACAUUAGAAAAAUCAUGGAACAUCGCUGAGUUCGCGAGGAUGCCUGAGCCGAGAGCAAAGCGCUGUAAACACUGUGAUGAGUCUGGCCACAGGUUGGACAGCGGAUCUCCGUUUUGGAGAAUUCAAUUAGAUCAAGAUCUCCUUGAUACGAUUAGUGCAAUUUAUCCUGAGUGGUUUAAGGAUUACACAAAUUCGAAUGCAUCGACAUCGACUUCCAGUUUGAAUAAUGGAACAUCGGGAACAUUAACUGGAAACUCCGACAUCAUCAUUGAGCAGAAGCCACACAAGAUUGGUAAAAGUGAUUCAAAAUCAAAAUCAAAAAAAUCUCAUUUCAAAGACAGAGAGAGGGAGAAAAAGGACCGAAACGAUUUUCGAGUUGAGAAAAAUCAUUCCACGAACUCCGGAAUUGACAAUAUCAAUAAGAAAGGAGCAAGACUUUAUUUGCAACGGGAGAAAACAGUGGAAGUAGUGGCUACUGCUGAAGAAGCAGCAAAAGCCACGAGUGUCCAAGGAUCCGGAGCAGCAGAGGGAAAAGCAGGAACAGGAUCAGGAUUGAAAUCCGAGAUGGCGGAGGGCAAUCAGUCGCCGCCAAAGGCAGAGGUCGACGACUCUCCACUUCAACACUCCAUGGAUCGUAACAAGGAAUCACUAAAGGUUAAAUUGAUGCUAAGGCGACCAAUUAAUCAACUGGUAGCACAGGGUAUCAUGCCUCCUUUGAAAACACCACCUGCAUUUUUUGAACAACGAAAGCAGUUGGAGAGAGCAAAAACUGGCGAUUUGUUGAAAGCAAAAAUUCAACAAAGACCCGGUAGAGAUGAACUUGUACGACAACAUAUUUUAGAAGAUGUUGGACAUGUGGAUCCAAGUCUUGCCGAAAAGCAACGAAUGCUGAAAAAAGCUAGACUCGCUGAUCAACUCAACGAUCAAUUAAGUCACAGACCAGGACCUCUUGAAUUAAUUCAAAAAAAUAUUCUUCACACCGAAGAACCUAUUGAAAGAGCAGUGAAAGAGGGUCACAUUCCCUUUAAGGCAACUUGCGAAGGUCAAGUUACGAAGCCCCAGCAUCCAGACCAUUAUAUUACUUUCGAGGACGAUUCACAAAGUUCGGAAGGUGCUCCUUCACCUUCUUUAGAAUCACGAACCGAUGUAUUAGAAACGGCUGCAGCUUCAGCAGGAAUUGUUACAGUUUCCCUCAAUAUACCAACAACGGGCGGUGCUGUUGUUGUCACAUCAACAUCACCUGUUUUUCAACAAGCCUCAACUGAACCAACGAUACAGACAUUUGCCGAUUUGUGUAAUUCUGUUGUCGGUAAUCAAACCUUCCAACACAAUCAACAUGUUUCGACGCAGGCGAGUCAAGCCAACGGACCCACGUCGACGCUUCUCCCACUAGCACCAGCGCCAAGUCCCAUGUCCCUGGGUUCGACGACAUCCAGCCUGAGUCCACUUUCGAAUAUUUCGAUAGCAUCUCCUCCCGCUCUACCUCCUGCCGCCAUCACCCCAAGGCCUCAACCAAGUCCGAUCUCAGCCGCUGUCGCCGUUGCCGCCUCCGCAUGUCAAAGAAGCGAUGCGCCUGGAAAAGACAAGAAUCGAAAGAAGUCCAAAACCAAAAGUCAACCCAAAACCCGUACAAUCAAAUUUCACGAAUAUAAAGGUCCACCAAGUGCGCAAAAGACCUCAAUAUCGUCUGUUCCAACCGGCCUCAAUUCAACUUCUCCUGGUGAAACCAGCUACGAGUUGUUACUUCAACAACAACAACUCUUUCUGCAAUGGCAACUUGAGUGGCAACAUAAGUAUCCACAAAUUAUACUUCCGGCUGCACAGAAACCACUUACCCUUCCAAAUAGUGGAGCAAACGAUACAAAUAGUGUUAGUAAUAGUAGUGUCAAUGCACCAAGUCCUGCUCCUUCAAAUUCCUCAAGCAAUACUAUAGAACAACCGCCACUGAGGCCACUUGGUAAAUUAGAAGAUAUGAAAGUGAGUGAUCUCAAAAUUGAAUUGAAGAGAAGAAAUCUUCCAGUGUCUGGAUCGAAACCACAAUUAAUUGAACGAUUGAAGCCAUUCACAGAAGCGUCAACCAAUGGUUCAACGUCAAAUUCGAAUGGACCACACGUUACACACAUGGGUCAUAUACUGAUGGAUACUCCGGGACCAAUGGCCUUAGAUGAAUCUAGUUCCCAUGCCAAAAGUCCAUGUUCAGUCCUAGUUAAAGAUGAACCAUAUAGUCCGAGAACGGAUUCACCGCACGGCAGUGAACACGAUGAUCCAUUAAGUCCUCCUGGUGAUGAUAUAAUUAAAGAACAGAGAAAACGUAUCGAGGAAUUACAAAGGGAAUUGUAUAAAUCACAACAACAAUUACAACAAAUACGCCAAACACAACCAACUACUGUACGUGCUGAAAAAUUGGUUCUUCAGCAGCAUAUACAAAAUAAAAUGCAACAACAACAAUUGGCUCUUCAUUUACAGCAAUUGCAGCAUUUACAACAGCAACAACAACAGGCAAUGCAACAAAAUCAACAACAAACCAAUGCAACGACUCAGCAACAACACGCUGCCUUUCAACAACACAAUGCUAAAGCAAGUUUAGCAGCAUUUUUACAAGCUCAGCCCAAUAAUAAUACAACUAAUGUUAUUGAUUCAACAACAUUAACUGCAAUAAAUAAUAAAAAGAAUCAAGUUAAAAAUAAUACAACCGUACAAUUACCAGCGGCAAUUGUAUUGAAUUUAGCCAAAGCAACAAAAUUAAAUGGCUCAUUAUUAGGGGCGUUGGUAGCGCAAGCACAAACACAACAGUCAACAUCCACGUCAGAGGAAAAUAAACCACCGCCACCACAAUAUGACGAAGCUACCAAACUUCUAAAGGUGAAAAUAGAGCCUGCUCAGAAGAAUCACAUAAAGAGUCAAGUUGUUGACGAUGUCUUGGAAAUAUUAAUAAAAAAUGGAGAACUACCGCCGAGUGCAGCUCAAGAUCCAGCAACACCAACAACGCCAAAUCGUCAAAUGCCACAAAACAUUGUUUUUACAACUUCAACGGAAAAUCCAUCGCAAUCGUUAGUGUUUACUACGUCGAAUCCAAUUAGUCCAAUUAGUCCUGAGGCAAUGGAAAUUUCUCAAGCCACCGGUUGUUCUAGUCCUUCACUUAAUGCGCAACCACCACCACCUCCACCUCCUCCGCCACCUCCAUUACCACUUGCCACAUUUUCAGUUCAAUUACCAACAUCGUUACAACAAAUGCACGAACAACAAGAUCAUCAUCAACAACAACAUCAAGAAGAAAUAUCGUCAUUUAACGCUGACCUAUUGACAUCAGCCGAAGCUGAAUUGGAUGCUGCUAUGCUACUCAGUCCACAAUCAAUGCAAGCUGCAUCGCCUGAUCCACAACCACGACAAGAAGUUGCCACAUCAGAUAAUACCAAUUUAGACUUAAAGGAACUUGGCCUCGAUUUAGAAACACUAGACACAAUGGAUUUUGGUCAAUUAGAAUGUGAUUUAGGUGUUAAAAUGUCAACACCACAGGAAUUAAUGGAUAUUGGCGAUAUGCCGAUGGAUAUGGAUGAUUCUGAUUGGCUAGAUUCCCUAAUGCCACAAUCACCACCACCAUCAACAAGUACAAUUAAUAAUAGACCAACUCCAGUGCAUACAUCAUCAAGUGAUUUCUUUGAUCCAUUACUUGCUAAUAGUCAAGAUCCAUUUGAACUUUUUAGUAUGGAGGAUAAUGAUUUUAAAAUGUCCUCCGAUCUCUCAUUAACAUGGGAUAAAGUGGAUUUUGCCACCUAGCCAGAAGUACUCUCAUUCAUAUGUACUUAACUAGGAAAAAUAUUAGCAAAGACUUAAAACAAAAACAAGAAUCUAGUGCACUUUAUUAGUACCGAAAAAAGGCACUGAUCAACAUCACAUAUUCAUAUAUAUAUACACAUUCUACGUAUAUAGAUAUCUAAUUAAAAAUUUUACCACUUUUAUAUGAUCCUUAAAAUAUCCAAAACCAGCUAUGAAAAUUAGACAUAGCUUUUAUGAACAGCUCAAAACUGAAAAAGUAUGUACUUUGUUUCAGUUUCUAGCAGGGCGUUUAGUGAUUAGCAACAUAAGUCUAUUUAAAAACUUAAGUUAUUUUAUUCUCUAUAAUUCAAAUUUCUUUCAAAACAAAAAAAAAAAAAAAAAGUCAAAAGAAAUUUCCUAAUUCGUGAUAACAAUCGUAUAAUCGUACAUUUUAUUAAUAAUAAUGUACUAAAAUGUCUAUGCAAAGCAAACAUUUUUUUGCAAAAUUAUUUCCAAUUUAUUAUGUUUGAUAUUUUUAUUCAUAUAUUUAGACAAAAGUAAAAAAAAAGCAGACAAGAAUUGUCCCUAAAUUAUGUAUCAUUUAAUAAGAAAAGAUAUUCGUAACAUUACAUUAAUGUUCAUUAGAUAGGUAUAAAUUUUAAAAAUUUAUAUUUUCAAAAAAAAAAAUAUACUCGAGUUGAAAUUAGAAAAUAGUGAAAGGAAGUGUGAACUUGUUUUAAUUGAAAUUUUCGAAAAAAAAAUUUAAUUUUUGAAUAGUAUAGAAAAAAUAAUAAUGGUGCUAAAGGAAUAUAAAAAAUAUUGAUGAAAAUAGUUUUUAAAAGCGACUGGAAUUCAGAUAAAAAAAAAUUUUUUUUUUUCGUUAUUGCAGUUUACGACUAGGACGUAUAUUAUUUCACUUGUGUCAUGCUUCGCUUCAAAGUUAAUAAUUAUGAAUAAUGUGUGCAUCAUAAGCGUGUGUAAGUCAUAAAAUCAUGUAUUAAUCUAGCUUUCAAAAAAAAAAAAAAAAAAAAAAAACCCCUUUUUGUCAUAAUUAUUUUAACAUGGUCAGAUUAAAGUUAAAUAAGAAACAAAGUAUUAAUUAAGAAUAUUGUAAACUACUUGUAACAUGGUUCAAGUGAUGUGGUAGAAAAUGCCCUUUAAACACCAAGUAAUUAUCCAAUUACUGUGUGAUUGGAUAAUACUUUAUUACCAGACCAAUAUUUUAAAUGUAAAUUCUUUAAACCCCUUUUUAACAGAAUUUUUAACAGUGCAGUGUUUAUAUGUUAUUAAUUUUCUUGUUGUGUUAUGACAUUCCAUGUUUUCGAACUAAAAUAGAUAAGAGAAAAGGAGUUUAAGCAAAUAAUCGUUCAAUAUUUAAUUAUUGAUAUUUUAAAAAGUGCAAGUGAUUAUACAUCUUUCCGAAAAGAAUUCUUGAUUUUUAUUUUACAAUGAAUUUAUAAAAAUAAUUGAAAAUAAGAAUGAAUUUUUUCUUAUCUGAAUUAUAGACUUUUAAUUGUAAUUGUCGAUUUUAAUUUUUAUAGAAACGUCUUUUUAAAAAUAUUGUUAUUUUUUUUUUUUGUAGAGAAAAGUAGUUUAAAAAGAGGUUGAAAUCGAUUCGCUAAAUGGAUAUUUUUAAAAAUAUAUUCUUUUAUAAUUAUUACAUAUGUUAAUAAUAUUUUUUAAAAAAAAAAAGUUCAGUAACUUGAAAAACUCCUGCUAUACCUAAUGUUAUAAAAUAAUAUCCUAACAAAACCAAAUUGAAACUAUAUGGAUAAAUAUUUAUAUAUAUAUAUCACUGCAUUUACUAAAAAAAAAAAUAUAACUUUUUUAUUUCAAUGAACGAUGAAAUAAAAUUUGAAACACUGUUCGAAAAAUGUCAUUCUUGUUAUAUGUUUGUCAUCUGAUAUAAUUAAUCUGCAUUUAUAACUUGACGAUUUUGAAUACAAUUUCUUUUUUCUAAAUGCAGAACUUGUAUAAUUUUUUUUUUUUUUUUUUUUUUUUUGAAAAAUUUGAAACGCUAUACUUUAGGAUUAAAGCAGAAUCAAUAAUAAAAAAAUUCUUAUUGUAAAUGACCAUUUAUUAUUAAAAUGUGGCAAAAAAAAAAAUGUAUAAAUUAAGCCAUUGCCAUAACAAUAAAAAAUUUUAUUGUUUUUUUUUUGUAAAAUAUUGUAUCAUAUGUCGUACAUGUAAGCGUAUACAUAAAUAUAAAUAUAUAUAUAAAUAAUUAUAAGUGAAGCGAAAGCAAAAAGUACAGAAAUUGUAUUAAAAUAUCAUACUGCUUUUUAAAUGCUUCCAGAUUUUUAGAAUUUGCCUGUACAUUGAAUUACCCAUUUCAGUUAUAUAUGACGAAUUUAUAUAAUUAAUUAAUUAGGCUGUGCGUCUGAUGUCGGAAGUGCAUGUGUUUAUUUAAUCCAUGAAAUAUGAUUGUAAUGCUUUGUGAAUAUUAUUAUUAAUAUUAUAUUAUAUUGAAUAAAAGGGGGGGAGUCAAAAGUUGAGUAUGCUCUGUGAGAAAGAGAGAAAAAGAUAUGUUGAUUUUGUUGACUAUGUAUAAUUGAAUAACGAUGUAGAGAACGUGUUAUUUAUUUUUAUUUGUUGCAAAUUUAUCGAUUGCCUUCCAUUUGAGUAAAUAAUAAAUAAAUGAAAAUAA